ACAAAGCUUUGCCUCUCGACAGAGCACAGAAUUGACUCCUCUUCAGGACAGGCAUUCAGACAGGGCAUGCUGCAGGGGCCCCCACGAUGCCAGCCCCUGCCUUCCAGCCCCACCUGCCUCUGCCAUCAGUGCUGCUGCCUCUGCUGCUGGGACUCACAGGAGUGGCAGGCGAGGAGCCGAAGGUGAUUCAGCCUGAGAAGUCAUUGGUGUUGUCUGCUGGGGAGUCGGCCACUCUGCACUGCACCCUGACCUCUCUGCUUCCCGUCGGGCCCAUCCAGUGGUUCAGGGGGGAAAGGCCAGACCGGCAGUUGAUCUACAGUUUCCGAGGAGGCCACUUCCACCGGGUAACACCCGUGGCAGACACCACUAAGAGAAACAACACGGACUUUUCCAUCCGCAUCAGUAACAUCACCCCCACAGACGCCGGCACAUACUACUGUGUGAAGUUCAGGAAAGAGGCUUCAGGGGACACGGAGUUUAAGUCUGGACGAGGCAUCCAGAUGUUUGUGCGUGCUAAGCCUACUCUUCCACAGAUUUUGGGUCCCUCCAACAGGGCUGGCCCAGGCCAAGUAAUAAAUCUCACCUGCAAAUCAACUGACUUCUUUCCCGAAGACGUAUAUGUGAAAUGGUUUGAAAAUGGCAUGGAGCUUCCAACCUUACAGACUCAAGUCUUUCCACCCGGAAAAGCUUUCUCCUACACUGUCGUCAGCACCACCAUAGUGAACCUUACCUUCUCCUCACUCCACUCGCGGGUCACCUGCCAAGUGGCUCACAGUGAACUGCAGAGCCCCCUCAGAGGGCAUGCGGACAUCUCCCAAUUUUUCCGAGUUGUGUCUGCAGUGAACAUAUCAGCAUACCAAGUCCCAAGACUCCAGGCAACCAUCCUCACCUGCUGUGUGCAAAAGUUUUACCCUGAAGAUACUCGAAUAACCUGGCUGGGGCGGAAUGGAUGUUUCGAGAACUGUUCAGCCUUUACUCGCACCAGAAAUCCAGAUGGCACAUUCAGCCAAGACUGUCAUAUCCUGGUCAGCACUUCAGAGUGGGAGGACAAAAGGCUGUUCACCUGCCAAGUGUGGCAGGAUGCCCAGGCACUGGUCCAGACCAGCACGCAGAUGAGCGAACUGAGAGAAGAGCAACAGAGUUUAGGAGCUGCAGUGUCCACUUCCCUCUUUCUCCUUGGAUGGAAGUUGUUACCUCUGACUGCACUUUCUGUCAUCUUUGUUCUCAGAAGCCUCCUUUCAAGGAAGACCAGCCCUGGAGAGGGACCUGCCAAGAUGCCUGUAGCUGCUACUCCAGCUUCUCCUGCCUCAUCAGCCUUCUGAGACCUGUUCUGCACUCGCUGUUCCUCCCUGUCUCCUGCAACCCCCAGAGGAUGUGAGAGCAUAGACCAGAAAGGUCAGUAGUAAGAAGUGGACCUUCAUUCCACCCAGGAAUGGAGUUUCUGUGGAGAUUCUGACCUCAAAGUCCAUGAACCUGACCAAGAACUCCCACAGAGGCAGGACAAGCUCCAACCCAGAGGGAAACACAUAUCUGCAAUUCUGAUGGCCCCUUCUCAGCUCCUUGAGGAAAGCCGAUUUGGGUUUGCUCAAGGAGGAACUUGUGGGCACACAAGUUCUGCCAUGAAAUCUUUACAGCCCCAUCAUUAAAAUGGGAACUGAAGGUAGUGAUUAUAACCAAGGAGCAUAUGAAGAGAUACCAAACCUCAUUAGUAAUCAGGAAAAGCCAGUGAAAAACCACACUGAGAUGCCAUUUUACUCCUGUUCAAAUAACAAAAAUAAAGAAGCAAACUGGUCUUUCAUACAUUGCUGGUUGGCACAGAAUGGACACAGCUGCUUUAAAACACGGUUUGGAAAAUGUUGCAUUGAACAUCUAUAUGCCUUAGAACCUGACAUUUUUACUCUGGACACUCUUGCACUUGUGCACCAGGAGAUAUAUACAAAUGCACGUGUAGUUUAACAUUAGCAAGACCUGAAAACUAUCCAAAUGUGCACCUACAGGAUGAUGGGCAAUAAGUUUAGUUCAAUCACAGAAUAACAUGUUAUAUAGCAAUAAAAAUGAAUUAACUACA
Tupaia belangeri chinensis (Chinese tree shrew) is the source of this 2068-nucleotide messenger RNA. RefSeq names its product signal-regulatory protein beta-1. NCBI's taxonomy places the organism in Eukaryota, Metazoa, Chordata, Mammalia, Scandentia, Tupaiidae. Bases 87 to 1322 code for a protein of 411 amino acids. The record is from RefSeq and is a predicted model, not a curated record. The transcript is spliced from 6 exons.